CAAGCAGGACUCCGUACUUACGCCAGCAUUCAGGAGGAAACAUGGCGGCCGCCCUGGCAAGGAGGAUGUCUGGGCUGCUGAGGCCGCUGUCUGCCUCUCUGUGCGCUAAGACACCACAGGUCUGUCAGCUCUCCACUCUCAUCCAGCCUCCACCUCUCUACGGGUCUACUGCAGCCGCUGUCUGCGCUCCUCUGCGAGCUGCGGUGUGUCAGACACCCCGGUACAACAUCCUACAACGGGUAUCAGCUCUUAUUCCCAGUUUGACCCAACAACCAAGCAGGAGCCUUACGUAUAUCAGUCUGAAGAAGGGGAAGAGGAAGAGUGUGAAAUCUGUGACAGAGAGGUUCAUGAGGCUGCAUUGCGGCCUCUGGAUCAGACGCAAGGCUGGCUACAAGAAGAAACUGUGGAAGAAGAAACCUGCCAGACGAAAGCGCCUGAGGGAGCACGUAUUCUGUAACAAAACACAGAGCAUGCUUUUGGAUAAAAUGACAACCUCUUUUUGGAAAAGGAGGAACUGGUAUGUUAAUGAUCCUUACCUGAAGUACCACAAUCGGGUCAACCUCAAACUGUAAUCUGCCAAUUCAUGUAGUGACAUCUUCAUAAUGUUAUAAUGUUGUAUAUGUAAUAAAAUCAUAUCUUAGUUGAA
Molecule: messenger RNA, 646 nt
Organism: Epinephelus fuscoguttatus (brown-marbled grouper)
Lineage: Eukaryota; Metazoa; Chordata; Actinopteri; Perciformes; Serranidae
Gene: mrpl35
Product: mitochondrial ribosomal protein L35
Exons: 4
Coding region: 42-572 (176 amino acids)
Biological process (GO): translation
Cellular component (GO): mitochondrion; ribosome
Molecular function (GO): structural constituent of ribosome
Source: RefSeq, a predicted model, not a curated record